Molecule: messenger RNA, 1926 nt
Organism: Salpingoeca rosetta
Lineage: Eukaryota; Choanoflagellata; Craspedida; Salpingoecidae
Product: peptidyl-prolyl cis-trans isomerase
Exons: 20
Coding region: 121-1926 (601 amino acids)
Biological process (GO): protein peptidyl-prolyl isomerization
Molecular function (GO): protein binding; peptidyl-prolyl cis-trans isomerase activity
Source: RefSeq, a predicted model, not a curated record
GUGUGUGUGUGUGUGUGUGUGUGUGUGUGCCUCACAACUUCACUCGCUUGAUCUUGCUUCUGCUUCUCUGUGCCCUGCACUUCCACUUCUCCGCGCCCUGCACUUCCAGACUUUGGCCCCAUGCCCGUGCCUGAGAGCGACAAGCCAAAGAAGAAGCGCAAGAAGCGUGAAUUGAAGCACGAGAAGCUAUUUCUGGAGCAGAUUCCCAACACAACCAACUAUGAAAUCAGUUACAUGCACCGUGACACCAUCCUCGACGCCAUUGUGACAAAGACGGAUUUUGUGAUUACGACAAGUGUGGACGGGCACCUCAAGUUCUGGAAGAAGAAGAGUGAGGGCGGUAUUGAGUUUGUCAAGCACUUCAAGGCCCAUCUCGCAGGAGCGAUCACGGCUGCCGCUGUGAGUGCGGACGGGCUGCUGCUGGCAACGGGCGCAGAAGACAACACCAUCAAGGUCUACGACGUGCCCACAUUCGACAUGGUGAACAUGAUACAGCUUGAUGAUGGACAGGUGCCGACGACGCUGGAAUGGGUCCACAACCAACACGACGCCGUGUCCCUCAUCGCCUGCGGGCUGCGGGGUGACUCGACGAUUCGCGUGCUGAACGGCGCGGGCACGAGCGACCCCAUCACCACCCUCACCUUCCACACCGCCCCAAUUGUCGACAUCAGGUACAACCCGAGCAUGAAUGCGGCGGUGUCAUGCGACGAGAUGGGCAUCAUCGAGUACUGGGCAGGCCAGGCGGACGACUUUGGCAUGCCCAAGGCGGUGGCGUUUGAAUCGAAGAUGGACACAGAUCUCUUCGACCUCAUGAAGGCGAAAACGCGCCCGUAUCAGAUGCGGUUUGCGCCUGAUGGUUCAAAGUUUGUCGUCACCGCAUCGGAUCACAAGGUGCGCGUGUUUGAGUUUGUGACGGGAAAACUGCUGCGCGUGUACGACGAGUCGCUCGGAUACUACACAGAGAAGAACCAGGACAAGCCGCUGCUGUCGUCGAUGGAGUUUGGUCGGCGCGUCGCAUCCGAGCGCGAACUCGACAAGUCCCCGCACGCGAGCAAGGCAAACGCAGUGUUUGAUGAGACGGGCAACUUCCUGCUGUACGCGACGCUGCUGGGUAUCAAGGUGGUGAACAUUGUCACCAACAAGUGCGUGCGCGUGAUUGGCGCGUCCGAGACCAUCCGCUUCAUCUCCGUCGACCUCUACCAAGGCAAACCGGCGACCGGCACAUCUGCUGUGAAAUCGAUUGAGAUGGAGCUCGCAGACAACCCAACGCUGCAGAAGGACGAGCCGGAUCCAAUGGUCGUGUGCACGUCACUCAACAAGAAACGCUUCUACAUCUUCUCUCGCAGGGAGCCGGAUCACGGGACGGGCGAGAUUGGCCGCGAUCGCUUCAACGAGAAGCCGACGCGCGAGGAACAGAUGGCCGCAACAGGGCAAAUGUCUGAGGAGAAGCUUGCAUCACAAGUGGUCCUCCACACCACAUUCGGUGACAUCCACAUCAAACUCUUCCCCAACGAGUGUCCAAAAACAGUUGAGAACUUUGUGACGCACGCGCGUAACGGCUACUACGACAACCACCUCUUCCACCGCGUCAUCAAGGGCUUCAUGAUCCAGACGGGCGAUCCCUUUGGCGACGGUACUGGCGGCGAGUCCAUCUGGGGCCACGACUUUGAGGAUGAGUUCCACCCGUCGCUGCGGCACGAUGCGCCGUACACCGUCUCCAUGGCCAACUCGGGCCCAAACACAAACGGAUCACAGUUCUUCAUCACCGUUGUGCGCACGCCCUGGCUGGACAACAAGCACACGGUGUUUGGGCGCGUGUUCAAAGGCAUGGAAGUGGUUCAACAAAUCAGCACUGUCAAGACAAACCCAAAGACAGAGAAGCCCUACGACGACGUCAAGAUCCUCAACAUCACCGUCAAGUCGUGA